GCAGGUGUUCCCUUGGAAAGUGCCCAAGGCCCCCGAUCCACCGCCGGGCCGCUGGUGGUGGUCAUGGCGGUCGGGCGGCCGCGACCCGGCGGCCGACGCCGAGCCACCGUCCCGUGCCAGCCGACCCAGCUUCCUGGCCAUCUUGGCCGACGAGGGCGUCGACUUCCUGCUCAACAUGCUCAACAAUGCCAUUACGCUGCACAAGCGCGUCGUCGGCACCCGCCACCACUGCACGCCCUCUCACCGGUGGCGCCACUGCAGCUACCACUGCCUGCAGAUUCUGAGUGCCCGGGCCGUCCUCUUCAUGAGCCAAAACACCGACGUCCAGAACAAACUGGUCGAGGAAGCCCACCUCAAGAUACUGGUGAACGCUUUGGAUUCGACACAUGACCCCCAACUGCUAUGCCUGGUGCUCCAAAUCGUGGCGACCCUGGCGCUGGUUCCCGACCACCACGCGGCGCUCAUGGACGCCGAGCUGCCGGACAGCCUGACGCAGCUGGUCCUCCCAUCGGACGAGUGGUACUACACCAACCACAGCACCAAAUACGCGCGCUACGUGAAGCAUCAUGCCGCCAGAGUGCUCGUCUAUCUGGGCAUGGAACAGCGCCUCCGCAACAAGGUCUAUCUCUUCGACCUCAUCGAGGACCAGGCAGCCCCGUCGACGCCUAUGCUUGACAGCGGUGAAGAUAGCUACAUCGUAGACACGUCGAUGCCUCCCUGUGCCGUCAACGACUCGGCGCAGCGACUUGUCGGCAUUUCCGUGGAGACCUUCGUACUCGACAUGCUCAAGCACGCCGAGAGCCUGACCUGUUCCGUUGGAAAAAAGACCGUGCCUCCACAGCAUAAGUCUUUCCUUGACUUCUGUUUCGACCCAGUCAGUUCGUAUUCACAGGAGGCCAGUGGCGUGCACUUCCACCUGUCGGCGUUGCAAAUGGUGCUGCCGCCGGUGAUCGUGGUGCGACUGCUACAGCACCGGCUGCUGGGCACCGCGCAGGCGGCGCGCCGCGGGGCGCCGUCCCGCGCUAGCAUCGCUUCCGAGAACCGAAGCCGCGCGGGCUCGUCGGCCGACACCGAGGAGUCGCUGCGCGAGCGGCGCCACAUCGCACUCACGGUCAACUGCGCGCCACCUGGGCCGGCCUCCUGGACACGGGCCUCGUCCGUCGAGGAGCGCCGGGAGUCCAUCCGGCACGCCGACAACAAACAGGUGACUGUGGUGGCUCCCGAUGGUGGGCCAGAACUGUCGCCGGCGUCAUCUCCGGCGGGGCGGCGGACCUUCAAGUUUUCGAGCCUCAAGAAGCGCGCAAGCAAGGCGCCAGCCGCCAGCCAAGAACAGCCUUCCCGGACGACCAGCGAGGCCGACAUUGCGGCUUUUCAGAAGGAGCUACAGAACCUCCCAAACUUUGAGACGCUGGCUAGCUCGAGCGACACCUUCACGGACGGAAGCGGCCUCGACGGGGUGGGCUACGCGCGGCCACGCUCCUGCUCGGUGCCUCGUGUCACUUUCGAAGCGGCGUCGCUCCAGCUGCCGCACGGACAUGGUCCGCUCAUCCGCAGCGCCACCACGGAGGGGGCCUACACGGGUUCAUCGGUGAGCAAGCCUGCUGCGGCAGGCCUCGCGACAUCUGCGACCAUCGCUGGGCCCGCCGCGCCACAGUCAGCCACCUCUGUCCCACAGCCUGUCCAACAGUCGCUCCUCACGGCCCAGAGGGCAUUAUAUGGCGACGGCCAGGGAGCUCUCGUUGGUGAAGUUCACAGGUGCCAAACCAUCCGCCCUUGGUCGCAGCGUGCGAGGCGGUGGCUCCAGCGCACGGGCCCCUGUGUGACCUGCCCGGCGUUCACCUGA
Dermacentor andersoni is the source of this 1843-nucleotide messenger RNA. RefSeq lists its product as uncharacterized. NCBI's taxonomy places the organism in Eukaryota, Metazoa, Arthropoda, Arachnida, Ixodida, Ixodidae. The record is from RefSeq and is a predicted model, not a curated record.